Stegastes partitus (bicolor damselfish) is the source of this 2108-nucleotide messenger RNA. It is a transcript of the gene ada, whose product is annotated as adenosine deaminase. Gene Ontology annotation, cellular component: external side of plasma membrane; cytosol. NCBI's taxonomy places the organism in Eukaryota, Metazoa, Chordata, Actinopteri, Pomacentridae. The record is from RefSeq and is a predicted model, not a curated record. The transcript has 11 exons. Bases 1 to 1185 code for a protein of 394 amino acids. Gene Ontology annotation, molecular function: adenosine deaminase activity. Gene Ontology annotation, biological process: negative regulation of adenosine receptor signaling pathway; purine ribonucleoside monophosphate biosynthetic process; T cell activation.
AUGCAUAUAAUAGCCAGACGAGCUGCGAUAGGCUUCGGCUCUCCAGUCCUCAGCUCGCUGUGCACCGGCAGACUCACCGGCAGGUUCUCCACCAUGGCUCAGCUCUCCUCUGAACAAGUGGUAUUCAACAAGCCCAAGGUUGAGCUGCAUGUGCACCUUGAUGGAGCCAUCAGGGUUCAGACCAUUCUUGAUGUUGCUAAAAGACGCGGCAUCACUCUGCCAGCUGAUACCGUUGAGGGAAUGACACAGAGGAUUACUGUUGACAAGCCCGCCACUCUCACCUUCUUCUUGAGCAAGUUCAGCGAGUACAUGCACGUGGUUGCCGGGGACAGAGAAGCCAUUAAGAGGAUAGCCUAUGAGUUCGUAGAGGACAAAGCCAAGGAGGGAGUGAUUUAUGUUGAGGUCCGAUACAGCCCACAUUUCCUAGCUAACAGUAAAGUGGAGCCCAUUCCAUGGGAGCAGAGCGAAGGUGACUUGAGUCCGGAUGAGGUGGUUCACCUGGUUAACGAGGGCCUCCGCGAGGGGGAGAGGGCCUUCAAAAUCAAAGCCAGGUCCAUUCUAUGCUGCAUGCGCCACAUGCCAAGCUGGUCCAUGGAUGUCGUGGAACUGUGUAAGAAGUAUCAGCAUGAGGGAGUGGUUGCCAUAGAUCUGGCAGGUGAUGAAUCACUCAACACUGAAGCCUAUCCAGACCACAGAAAGGCCUAUGAGGAAGCGGUGCGUUGUGGAGUCCACAGGACAGUCCAUGCGGGAGAGGUGGGCCCAGCGUCUGUGGUGAAGGAGGCUGUAGAAGUGCUGAAAGCAGAACGUGUUGGACACGGUUACAGAACCCUGGAAGACCAAGAACUGUACAAGAAACUGCUGGCUCAAAACAUGCACUUUGAGGUGUGUCCUAUUUCCAGUAAGCUGACAGGUGCCUGCGACCCAGACUUCACCAAACACCCUGUCAUCACGUUCAGGAAGGACAAGGCCAACUACUCCCUGAAUACAGAUGACCCUCUGAUCUUCAACUCAUCUCUGCACCUUGACUACACCACCACGUACAGAUACAUGGGGUUCACCGAGGAGGAAUUCAAACGACUAAAUAUCUGCUCUGCAGAGUCAUGCUUCCUACCAGACGACGAGAAGAAAGAGCUCCUCCACAAGCUGUAUGAGGCCUAUGGGAUGAUACGGAGCACCGCCUUUUAAAACUGAGCAGGAAAACAGAGGAGAAAAAUGUGGCUUAACCCAAGAACAAAUCACUCGAAACCCUUAACCUCCUCACCUGACACAAUGGAAUGUGUUUUUACUUCAUUGUAACCCAACAUAAAGCCUACAGAAUAAUAUAUCGGAUGUGUGGCUACUGCUAUAUUGCUGCACCUCAUGUACCCCAACAUCAUCAGCUUUUGUUUUGUCAAUCCUUCAUUCGAGCAUAGUUUUAAUGUGUUAGUUUAAGGUGCUGUUUUCAGGGGAAGCUGCGGUCCUCUGCAAGGUGCAAAAAUAGAGUGAUGCAAUUUUGUUUUCUGUCUAUAUCAAGACUCUGGAUACAUUCUUUUUCUUGGGUUUACAUUUUUGUAAUACAGAGAAUCAGGGAAGCUGUAAAUGCACAAUUACUCAACAUUUUUUGUCAGCCUGAAAAGAAAGGAGAGCCAAGAUCACUUUGUUGGGUCACUUCUGUCUUUGCUAAAAUAUUACAGUGGUCUGCGGGGAUGAAAACAUGCAGCGAAUGAUUAGCUCAAAGCUGUACAGGCUAAAAACAUACUACCUAUGGAAAUAUUUUGUUUGCUAUGAAUAUCUGUUGUUCGGUUAAAUGGUGAAGUCUGGGGAUCCACUGUCAGAAACAUAUGUGCUUUUUGCUUUCCACAUGCAAAACUACAGGACAUAUCAGGUGAAACAGCUCAAUACCAAAAAGUUUAGUCUUAAAUUUGAACACUAGGUGGCACUACUCUCGCCUAGAUGGACAAACCACCUAAUGUGGUUUUACAUUUGAUAAUUACUCUCAGUUCUUUUGAUGUAUAUAUUUAUUUAAAAUAUGGUUGAAUUCACUAAGCAACAAAAAAAAAGCACUUCCAUUUAUAACAUGUAUGGCACUUACAUCUUUGACUAUAAUAAAGGCCUAUGAUAAAACCUUU